AAAUGUUAAAAAAAAUAAAAAUUAGCCAUCUACAAAUGAUUAUUAAAGCAGUGUGCAUAAAUGAGUGAAGAGGCUUGGAUGGAGCCUUGAAUGCUUACUGACCAGGUUAGGGGAAGAUGAAUCUGCACAGAAGAUCCAGGAGGACUGUCCAGAGAGGAAGGAAAACCAGAAGAAAAGAUGCUGGAACCACAGAAUGGCUUGAUUGACCUACCAGAUUAUGAGCAUGUGGAAGAUGAAACUUUUCCUCCUUUCCCACCUCCAGCGUCUCCACAGAGAGAAGAUGGUGAGGGAGCUGAACCUGAUGAAGAGUUAGGGAGAGGAGCACCUGUUCCUGUACCUCCAAAGAGAACAGUUAAACGGAAUAUACCCAGGCUGGAUGCUCAGAGAUUAAUUUCAGAGAGAGGGCUUCCGGCAUUACGGCAUGUGUUUGAUAAGGCAAAAUUCAAAGGUAAAGGCUAUGAGGCUGAAGACUUGAAAACGCUAAUCAGACACAUGGAGCAUUGGGCACAUAGGCUCUUCCCUAAACUGCAAUUUGAGGAUUUUAUUGACAGAGUUGAAUACCUGGGAAGUAAAAAGGAAGUUCAGACUUGUUUAAAACGAAUUCGACUUGACCUUCCUAUUUUACAUGAAGAUUUUAUUAAUAAUAAUGAUGAAGUAAGAGAAAAUAAUGUACAUGAUGUAGCUGCUACCGAAUCAGAUCCCUUUUUGACAAGCUCAUUGGAAAGUGAGAAGUUUGCUUCUGAGUCCAGUAGAAGCCUCACAGAAGAAGAACAACAGAGAAUUGAGAGAAAUAAACAACUGGCCUUGGAAAGAAGGCAGGCAAAGCUACUGAGUAAUAGUCAGUCCCUCGGAAAUGACUCAUUAGCGAGCAUACCCGGGGCAGAGACCAUUGAAGAGGUUAAUACAGGGGAAGAUCAAGAGGAGGAGUCAUCAAGCAGAUUUGACAAAGACAUUCUCGACAGUCCACACAAUGAUGCUGCUGCCAAUGCUGUAAAUGAAGAGGAGGAAUUAAAAAUAGAGAAAACACAACUGGACCAAUCCUUUUAAAAUGUAUAGUGGUAACUUUAUGCUUUAUCUGGGAAUGUCACUGAGGUUGGACAGCCCUCAACUAAGAGAAAAGCUGUUAACUUGCUAUCCUCUAAGUUUUAGAUUACUAUGUAUUUUGUCUACUUGGUGUGAAAAUCCUCAUGUAGUAAGACUUUCACAGAUUCCUGUUUAAAAUCUGGUAUUAUAAUUA
Molecule: messenger RNA, 1237 nt
Organism: Acinonyx jubatus (cheetah)
Lineage: Eukaryota; Metazoa; Chordata; Mammalia; Carnivora; Felidae
Gene: TIPIN
Product: TIMELESS interacting protein
Exons: 8
Coding region: 178-1047 (289 amino acids)
Biological process (GO): DNA damage response; replication fork processing; DNA replication checkpoint signaling
Cellular component (GO): replication fork protection complex; nucleus
Molecular function (GO): DNA binding
Source: RefSeq, a predicted model, not a curated record